UGGAACAACUAUACAUCUACCCUCCGCGACUCAUCCCUCCGUGAACUGGCAAACAGCACACUGCCGUCUCUCUUGAUGUCAGCAAAGGCCGAAUCCACCACGACCAAGUACAAGGCUUCAUGGACAAAGUGGGAGACCUGGGCUUCAUCAAAACCAGAGAUUACCAAGUUCCCGGUCAACCCAUUCCAAUUUGCACUCUACAUAUCGCAUCUGUCAUCCACCGGAUCCAAGUCCACCGCCGAACUCGCUGCAGCAGCCGUCAAAUGGGUGCACAGUUUGGCUGGUCUACCCUCACCAACAGACAACAGCAUUGUCAAGAUGGCACUGCAAGGCUUUAAAAGGCAGAACUCUUCACCGACCAUCCGGAAAGACCCAAUCACACCAGACAUUCUGACAAAGCUGCAUAUCAACCACGGGCACUCCUCAGCAACACUGGCAGAUCUGCGCAUCCUGUUUGUUUGUUUCAUUUCUUACGCCGGAUUCCUUCGCUUCGAUGACAUAAGAAACAUUAGCAGAAAUGACUGUACAAUUUCUUCAGACCGUCUUACCAUACACCUUUGCAAAUCCAAGUCUGACCAAUUUAGGCAAGGAACAGAUGUCGUGAUCGCUAGAACUUUCAAACCGACUUGCCCAGUGCUCGUGGCCGAACGGUAUUUUUCGGCUCUAGGCGAUUCCAACAACUCAACCUUACCGGUGCUUCGCAGACUUGUUGCCCCCAAGAAAGGCCUUACAUCGUCUACCAAACCACUCAGCUAUACACGCACACGCGAGAUAGUACUGGACGCUCUACGACCCAUCGUCCCCGAUGUUGCCACUUAUGGUCUUCACAGCUUGAGAUCAGGCGGGGCAUCUGCUGCCUUCAACGCAAACGUUCCUCCAUUCCUGAUAUCCAAACAGGGCAGGUGGAAAACGGAGAGCGCCAGGAACGUAUAUUUUCAGUUAGACAACAAGUCUAAUUUGCUUGCUACUAGGAACCUUGGCAUUUAA
Molecule: messenger RNA, 987 nt
Organism: Patiria miniata (bat star)
Lineage: Eukaryota; Metazoa; Echinodermata; Asteroidea; Valvatida; Asterinidae
Exons: 1
Coding region: 76-987 (303 amino acids)
Biological process (GO): DNA recombination; DNA integration
Molecular function (GO): DNA binding
Source: RefSeq, a predicted model, not a curated record